AUGUCUCUGGGGCUGGAGCUGGCGUGCGUGCUGCUGAUCCUGGGCACGGCCCGGGCAAUGAUUCCCAUCCAGUGCGGAACGCCGGCCCACGUGGAGAGCGGGGUGUGCUGCCCCACCUUCUGGGGCGACGGCUCACCGUGCGGAUCAGCCUCGGGCCGGGGGGUGUGCCAGGACGUCACGGGGGAGACCCCGCAGGAGCGGGCAGAGCGGGAGAGGGUGCAGCGCAACUCGCGGGACUUCCGCCUGUGGUGGCCCACCUACUUCUUCAGGCGUCUGUGCGUGUGCCGGGGGAACUUUGGUGGCGCCGACUGUGGGGAGUGCGCCCACGGCUGGCGGGGGGCAUGGUGCCAGGCCAGGCACAUAGUCAUCCGCCGGGACAUCUCCGCCCUGCCCCUGGCCCAACAGCGACUUUUCGUGCAAAGGCUGCACCAGGCGAAGGUCACUCUCAGUCAGCGCUACGUCAUCUAUGCCAGCAGGAGUUACACACCCGGCUCUGCCAUGACCUUCCGCCGUGCCAGCGUCUACAACAUCGCUGCCUUCAUGCACUACAUCUGCUUCAAGGUGGUCAGCGUGGAUUCCAAUGUGACCUUUGCGCACCGCAGCACGUCCUUCCUGAGCUGGCACCGGCUUCAUUCCAUCCACCUGGAGAACGAGAUCCGCAACAUCACCGGGGACCAGGAUUUCUCCCUGCCGUAUUGGAGCUGGGCCGGUAAAACCCACUGUGACGUCUGCACCGACAACCUCUUCGGGGCCAGUCUCCCAGACGGGCAACUCUCCCCGGGUUCUGUAUUCAGCAGAUGGAGGACGUACUGCUCUGACGAUGGAGACCACCAAUGGGAUUUCAGGUUGGUUUGCCCGUCUGUGCCCGGGGGACCCAUCUUCCGUUUUAACCGUCUCGAUGAGCGGUUCGAGCGGCUGCCCAGCUUGGACGAUGUGCACGCCUGUCUCAACAUCAGCAGCUUUGACACUGCACCUUACACCGUCCUGGCACUGAACUCUUUUCGCAAUGCAUUGGAAG
Molecule: messenger RNA, 1018 nt
Organism: Chiloscyllium plagiosum (whitespotted bambooshark)
Lineage: Eukaryota; Metazoa; Chordata; Chondrichthyes; Orectolobiformes; Hemiscylliidae
Source: RefSeq, a predicted model, not a curated record